This is a messenger RNA of Sarcophilus harrisii (Tasmanian devil), 2394 nucleotides long. RefSeq names its product serpin family B member 5 (gene SERPINB5). Gene Ontology annotation, molecular function: serine-type endopeptidase inhibitor activity. Lineage: Eukaryota; Metazoa; Chordata; Mammalia; Dasyuromorphia; Dasyuridae. The record is from RefSeq and is a predicted model, not a curated record. The coding region runs from base 118 to 1245 and encodes 375 amino acids. Gene Ontology annotation, biological process: negative regulation of endopeptidase activity. The transcript has 7 exons.
GCUAACUGGCUCUUUCUGUUCUGAAAGGCAUUGCCUCAACACCCAGUUUCCCAGCUCCACUCUUUAAAUUUCUUUUGCCAUUGCUUUCCCCAGGAUUACUGCAUAGCAAGGCUCACAAUGGAUGCUCUACGAUUGGCAAAUUCAGCUUUUGCGGUUGACCUUUUCAAACAGUUGUGUGACAAGGAAACAACUAGCAAUGUCCUUUUUUCUCCAAUAUGUCUUUCUACUUCCCUGUCCCUGGCUCAAAUAGGCACCAAAGGUGAUACAGCAAAUGAAAUCGGAAAGGUCCUUCACUUUGAAAAUGUCAAAGAUGCACCUUUUAGUUUUCAGACAGUGACUUCUGAUGUAAACAAACUUAGUUCUUUCUACUCCUUGAAGCUAAUCAAAAAGCUCUAUGUUGAUAAAUCUCUAAACCCAUGUAUGGAAUUUGUCAGUGCCACCAAAAGGCCCUAUGCAAAUGAAAUGGAAACUGUUGACUUUAAGGAUAAACUGGAAGAAACUAAAGGCCAGAUCAACAAAUCUAUUAAGGACCUUACAGAUGGCCAUUUUGAGAAUUUGUUGACUGAGGACAAUGUAAAUGAUCAAACCAAGAUCCUUGUGGUGAAUGCAGCCUAUUUCAUAGGAAAAUGGAUGAAGAAGUUUCCUGAAUCUGAAACAAAAGAAUGUCCAUUUAGAAUCAACAAGACAGACACCAAACCAGUACAAAUGAUGAAUAUAGAAGCUACGUUUUGUAUGGGCAACAUCAAAGACAUGAACUGCAAGAUCAUAGAACUUCCCUUUCAAAACAAGCACCUAAGCAUGCUCAUUUUACUACCAAAAGAUAUAGAGGAUGAUUCAACUGGAUUGGAAAAGGUUGAGAAAGAGCUCAGCCCUGAGACUCUGCAGGAGUGGACCAAUCCCAGUACGAUGGCUAGCACUAAAGUGAAACUUUCAAUGCCCAAAUUUAAGGUGGAAAAAAUUAUUGACCCUAAAACAGAUCUGGAGAGCCUUGGAAUGAAAAAUGUCUUUGAUGAAAGUACAAGUGAUUUCUCAGGGCUGUCAGAAACUAAGGGAGUGGCUUUGUCUAAUGUCAUCCACAAAGCCUGUUUAGAAAUAACAGAAGAUGGUGGUGAUUCUAUAGAAGUACCAGGAUCUCGAAUCCUGCAACAUAAAGAUGAAUUUAAUGCUGACCAUCCAUUUAUUUAUAUCAUCAGGCACAACAAAACACGCAAUAUCAUUUUCUUUGGAAAAUUCUGUUCUCCUUAAUCAACCCUAUCUCUUUUACAUAGGUACAGGUUUCUAUAAACUUUUCACCCAGAGAAUUACUUUCUAACUUUGGCAUAUUAUUAAUAUUUUUGGAGCAGGGAGCAAUAAAUACUUUUCAUAUUCAGUCAUCACAUAGAAUACCCCUCUUUUUUAAAACUAUUUUUUAUUUCACUCCUUUCUCAAUAAAAAGAGAACAGGGUGAAUUUUUUAGCAAAAAAUAUAAAUAUACAUAUUUAUUUGAUAAUUAUUUUUUUAGGGACUACUCUCAAACAUGUCAGAGAAGUCACCUACAGGGGAUGAGUUUCCACCAUUGGUCUUUCAGAUGCAGCAAAGGCUAGUUCUAGGGGCAGAUUUGGGUGGAGUGAAAGAUUUCAUGUAUUGUGAUUAACUAAUGUUAGUAUAGAGGGCUGGGAAUACAGGGAUCUGUGGCAAACUGUAGAAGCCAUACAAAAUUGAAACUUGACCAAUUUUUAUCAUUAGGUUCAGUUCUGCUUAGUGAUUCUAACUAGAGCAUAAAGCAGUCUGUUUUUGUAGCAGGAGUUAGACUAUAAGCUCUGAUGAGAAGAUCAGAUCUACUCAGAAAGUGAACUCUUUAUUAGAGUGUUAUCUAGUUGGUGCUGUGCACACCAAAAAAUAGCUGUGGAUUCCAGCUAACAAACAAAAUAGUUUUGGACACCUGAUGUCAGGUUCCUUCAAUGCUUGUAAUCACUUGUAAUUAAAAAUAAAAAGACUUUUUGAGAUUGGGAAGAAAAAGGACUGGAAAUUGGUCUCGUCUAGCAUGAUGUUGGGAAAACAAGGGGAACUUGGUAGGUUUUUGCAGAAUAAAACAAAUAAUUAAAGGGCUCUUGACUCUACCAUUUUAUAAUUUUUCUAAUUCAAGGAUCUGAUUUAAUGAAGGUUUAGUUGGGAUUUGGAAUCAAUGGGGUAUUUGUAAAGCAAAUCUGUUAAGUUACUAGAACAAUAUACAUCCAUCUGUUAAUUCUGGACAAAAUAUGAUUUCCUUGACUAAUGGGUUCCUUUGUGAGUGGGAUCCUCUGUUGAGUGUCCUAUAAAUAGGUUUAAUUUUCAUCUCCAUUUUCUUGCUGCAUUUGUUUGGUAUUGAGUUCACCUUAUCCUAUUCAGAAUAAAAAUGUUAUUAAAUUAAAUGUC